Messenger RNA from Neltuma alba, 357 nucleotides. RefSeq names its product disease resistance protein RML1A-like. NCBI's taxonomy places the organism in Eukaryota, Viridiplantae, Streptophyta, Magnoliopsida, Fabales, Fabaceae. The record is from RefSeq and is a predicted model, not a curated record. Bases 1 to 357 code for a protein of 118 amino acids. The transcript has 2 exons. Gene Ontology annotation, biological process: signal transduction.
AUGCUACACAGUGCUCACCCUGCUGCUCAAUCAGAUAGAGAUAUGGCCCCUGUUGCUGCUUCAUCCUCUUCCUCUGCUCAAUCCCUCCCCAAGAAGUAUGGUGUUUUCAUCAGCUUUAGGGGUGAGGACACUCGCUUCGGCUUCACUAGCCAUCUUUAUGAUGCUUUCAACAGAACAGGUAUCAUAACCUACAUAGACUGCCAACUCGUGAAAGGAGAUGAGAUCUCAGCAUCACUUCUGCAAGCUAUCGAGGAUUCAUAUGUAUCAGUGGUGGUGUUCUCUAAAAAUUAUGCUGCUUCAAGAUGUCGACCCAUCUCACGUACGCAAUCAGACUGGCCUUUACCAGCAAGCAUUUGA